Molecule: messenger RNA, 1972 nt
Organism: Owenia fusiformis
Lineage: Eukaryota; Metazoa; Annelida; Polychaeta; Sabellida; Oweniidae
Source: the annotation of a GenBank genome assembly
UCUAAAGAUUAUUACUCCGUAUUAUUUCAAUAUCCAGAAAAAAAUGUUUUAUUGUGUCAAAAAGUAACCAUUGGCAAUACUGCAUUUAAAUUUCUACAGUGAACUAUUUGUAAACAAGAAUUUGAUUUAAUUAUAAGAUAUCCCUUAUGCUAUUACCUUAAUUAUAUAUGUUUUCUAGAUUAUCAUUUCUGAACAUAUUUUUAAAUAUUUCUCCUUUAUACUUUCAGGCCAGUUCAAGAUGGACAGCAGUGAUUCUCUUGGUUCUAACAGUCCCAGUGACAGCCACAAUGACAGCGCGUAUCUCUCUGCCAGUGACUCCCCUCAGGGUACACAGCAACAGAUGCUAUCUGGGGGUGCUACCCCAAUGACACAUCAUCAGAGCCGUCACCAGAGCAUAUCGCCCAUUGCUGUUCAAGGAUCGUAUAGUUCUGCAAGCAGUCCGGGUGUCAAUCAUGCAUCGUCCGAAGGUGCCUACCUCGGUCCUCAGAAUUUAUCCGUGCAGGACAACAAGGAGAACAUAUCACCCGAUCGAUCACAUGAAAGUUCCUACUCACAUCCUUAUGAUCUGACUAUUCAGCGGGGCCAGGAAAACCUACCACCCAGCUCGAUUUGGGACAAUACGUAUCUCUCCGUAAGAACGCCAUAUGUACCCCAGUCGUCUGCAAGAACGCCAUAUGUACCCCAGUCGUCUGCAAGAAUGCCAUAUGUACCUCAGUCGCCACCUGAUGGUAUCAACUUGGUUCGUCUACCUGUUCAGAAGAGCAAGCAACGUGCAACUUCACCAUCAACUUCAGCCGAGGCUCGGGUAUCUCACAUUGAAGCAAUGGUGAAAGCCGAGGUCGAUCUCGAUCCUACUACCUUCUCUGGGACUUCCACACUCUCGCAGCAGAAGCGUCGAUUUGCCGAAGACAAGCCACCAUAUUCGUAUAUCGCACUAAUCACAAUGGCAUUGGAGAGCUCAACUAACGGCAUGAUGACACUCAAUGAGAUCUAUGCAUGGAUCAUGGGCCGAUUCCCAUACUUCAAGAACGACCAGAAAAGAUGGCAGAACUCGAUCCGUCAUAACCUUAGCCUCAACGACUGCUUCACAAGGAUCCCUCGCCCCCCAGGCACCCCCGGGAAAGGCAACUACUGGGCACUACACCCAGAAUGCAAGGACAUGUUUGGUAAUGGGAGCUUCCUGCGUCGCAACAAGCGUUUCAAGGUACAGAAGAGCAGCGCACGAGCUGCAGACCCUGCCCAGCACGUGCAACAGCUUGGCUCCCUUGGACAGUACAGCAUGUAUGGUGCCGCAUACAAUCCAUUCGCUGCAAUCAACCCCCUAGCGCUUCAAGGACUCUCACAGCAAAUGCAACAAGGCAGCCAUGGAUACCCCCUCAGGUCUGACCAAUGGACCCCAGCUACAACCAGCGCAGGGUACACGUCACCCUACUACCCCACUACUGCAGUCUCGAUGGGAUCAUCUCUAGGAGGAGGAUACCUUAGCCAGACCAGUGCCCCAUCGUCAUCAUACCCUUCUCUAUCCCAGGCAUCGGUAUACUCAACAGCACAGUACGACAUGAACCAACCCAGACCAGCACAUAGACAAUAGACUCUAAUGAACACUGAUACAAUAGGCCGUAUAUUGCCAAAUAGCAAUCAUGAACUUUGUGAAAGUGAUAAUCGUGAUGCUGAUAUUCCUUCAGGAGGACAUUUGAACUGUUUCAAUUUCUUCUACUUUCUAUUAAUUGAGUUGAUGCUGGAUUAAGAAUUUGUAUGUGUCAUGAUGUUUAACUUAAUUUCUUGUUGGGUUUCAACCUUAUGAUGAUAUUUGUAAAUAUGAUGUUAAUAUAAUUCAAUAAAACAUGUAAAAUCAUCUUGGUGAUAUGAUGUACAUUUAGCAUUUAUUUUGCAUUAAAAUAAAAUUUGUAUAUAUUGUGUAAACAAUUAUUAUGUUGUUAAAACACCUGGUAAUAAUCCAUGUUAAUCUGUU